AAGACGGUGUUGGAGAGCAAUUUAUUAGGCUGCUAUAAUGGCCGCUAAAUCGGACGGGGUGCUCAAAAUGAAAAAGAGCGAUGUAGCGUUUACGCCUUUACAGAAUUCGGACCACUCGGGCUCAGUACAAGGGCUUGCUCCAGGAUUGCAGCCGGAUUCGGGUACCGGAGAGACGGACUUCGUCAAUGGGGAGUCGCGCUGCUGUGGUUCAAAUUCGACAUGUCUUCGUCUUGGCAGGGAGCAGCAAAAAUAUACCAUUUGGGACUGUCUAUGGAUCCUCGCUGCAGUGGCGGUGUAUUUUGCCGACGUGGGCACAGACAUUUGGCUAUCCGUCGAUUAUUACCUCCGUCGCGAUUACUGGUGGUUUGGCCUUACGUUAUUUUUUGUGGUGCUAGGCUCGUUCUCCGUACAGGUUUUCAGUUUCAGAUGGUUUGUCCAUGAUUUCAGCACCGAGGAGAGCUCAACCGGCGGUGCACCAAGCUGCUCACACAUGGAUGGGAAGCUACUCAGCUCUUCCGCCUCGCAUGGAGAAGUGGGAGCCCAUCCGUCCACACCUCAGAGGCAGGCAUCGACAGCCAGCAAGAGCAACACCACUACCAACAGCAGCAACAGCAGCACAGCAACCCGGACUAAUAAGAAACGCUCGGCGUCCUGCUCUUUCUGUAUAUGGCUUGUGCAAUCCAUCAUUCACAUUUUGCAGCUUGGGCAGCUCUGGAGGUACUUCCACACCAUCUACCUGGGCAUCCGUAGCCGGCGCAGCGGCGAGACGGAGAGCUGGCGCUUCUACUGGCGCAUGGUGUACGAGUACGCCGACGUCAGCAUGCUGCACCUGCUGGCCACCUUCCUGGAGAGCGCCCCCCAGCUGGUGCUGCAGCUCUGCAUCAUCAUCCAGACGCACAAGCUGCAGGCGCUGCAAGGCAUGACGGCGGCCGCCUCCCUGGUGUCCCUGGCCUGGGCCCUGGCCUCCUACCAGAAGGCUCUGCGCGACUCCCGCGACGACAAGAAGCCCAUCAGCUACCUGGCGGUCAUCAUCCAGUUCUGCUGGCACUUCUUCACCAUCGCGGCCCGCGUGGUCACCUUCGCGCUCUUCGCCUCCGUGUUCCAGCUCUACUUCGGCAUCUUCAUCGUGCUCCACUGGUGCAUCAUGACCUUCUGGAUCGUCCACUGCGAGACCGAGUUCUGCAUCACCAAGUGGGAGGAGAUCGUCUUCGACAUGGUGGUGGGCAUCAUCUACAUCUUCAGCUGGUUCAACGUCAAGGAGGGCCGCACGCGCUGCCGCCUGCUCAUCUACUACCUGGUGAUCCUGCUGGAGAACACGGCGCUCAGCACGCUCUGGUACCUCUACCGGCUGCCGGCCAGCACCGACGCCUUCGCCGUGCCGGCGCUCUGCGUCAUCUUCUCCAGCUUCCUGACCGGCGUGGUCUUCAUGCUCAUGUACUACGCCUUCUUCCACCCCAACGGCCCGCGCUUCGGACGCUCCGCCAGCCUGGGCCUGGACGACCCGGUGGUGGGCGUGGGCGCCUUCUCCACCCUGUCCGCCGAGGGCGCCACCAACUCGCUGCGCUCCAACCGCGGCGGCCUCGCCCUGUUGGCCGGCGACAGGGACGGCAAGUACAGCGAGCGCGACGGCUGCGUGCCCGUGUUCCAGGUGCGGCCCACGGCCCCGUCCACGCCCUCGUCGCGCGCGCCCCGCAUCGAGGAGACGGUCAUCAAAAUAGACCUGUGCCGCAACCGCUACCCGGCGUGGGAGCGGCACGUGCUGGACCGCAGCAUACGCAAGGCCAUCCUGGCCGUGGACUGCUCGCCCGUGCCCCCGCGCCUCCAGUACAAGGACGACACCAUGGUGCAGGAGAGGCUGGAGUACGAGACCACCUUGUAGCCCUCUCGCUCUCUCUCCCCUCCUCUCCUCGCUCUCUCUCACUCUCUCUCUCCCCUCUCCUCACUCUCUCUCUCUCCCCCUCCUCUCCUCGCUCUCUCUCACU
Molecule: messenger RNA, 1982 nt
Organism: Sardina pilchardus (European sardine)
Lineage: Eukaryota; Metazoa; Chordata; Actinopteri; Clupeiformes; Clupeidae
Gene: xkr4
Product: XK related 4
Exons: 4
Coding region: 38-1879 (613 amino acids)
Biological process (GO): phosphatidylserine exposure on apoptotic cell surface; apoptotic process involved in development; engulfment of apoptotic cell
Cellular component (GO): plasma membrane
Source: RefSeq, a predicted model, not a curated record